UAUAAUUAGAAGUGCAAGCAGUGUUGAAUCUUAUAUACUAUUAUACUGCAUGCAUGAAUAAUGUUCUCUACGAAGUUGCUUCUAUUUGCUCUUGGAGCAUGUCUGGCUGGGGAGGGCUGUUGUUCCGUGUCGGGGCCUAAAGACAGUGCCAAUGGUGUGAGAGGAAGAGGACAGAGAAUGCCACAAGUGUUUGAUCUUGGUAGCCUGGAAGAGCUCAAGGACAUUGCAAGCCAGUUCAAUGGGAAGGACUACUCUUCUAGACUUCAAAAGAGACAGGCAGAUUUGCAGGACCUGGAUCUGUCCACGGCUGCUAUAUUGACCAAUGAUUCGCAUUUUCAUGCUAUUGUACACUGGACUGGCUACCCUCACGAGAACAUCUUCAUACUCACCAGACAACCCUCUGAGUCAACUGGGCUCUCAAUAGAGACCUGGCUUUGGAGGUCUACUGAUUAUGGUAAGACAUUUAUCAACGAGACUGACAAACUCGAAGACUAUUUGAUUCAGAGCUACUAUGUCGGCGUCAACACUUCAUAUUUGGUUUUUGCUGAUGUAAUAAACCAAACGCUGCAAGUCACGGAGGAUGUGGGAGAGACCUUCACUGCUCGUAGCACGCCAUUCACUCCUAACAGUAUCAUCUUCCAGAGCAGACUAGCACCCAACUCAACCCAAUACAGCAAGUUCAUCCUCAGCCAAGACUACGCUGAAGAAGCGCUGUGGGUGUCGAGUAACCUCGGUGUAAACUGGACCAAGAUUGGAGACAAUGUUCCGUUUCAGCGCUUCUACUGGAGGAGACUGAACGAGGAAGUCGAGGGAGACCUCACCACAGUCUACUUUGAGCAGAGGACAUCUAAAGAAAGUACUCAGUCCCUGCUCUACUUCUCAACCUAUCCUUACACCGAGGUCCAACUGUUUGCUCCCGAGCUGGGACCAUUUGAGAGUGGCUCAUUUGUAAUGACACAUGAGUACAUGUUUGUACGGAUUUCCGGGUCAGCAGCUAAUAGCAAUGUGACCUACUCCAGUCCACUCUGGGUCAGCUACAGGAGGGACAGGAUUUUCAGACAAGCACUAUUUCCAUUCCUCUCAGACGAACUUGAGCACCUGCACUACUCUGUGAUAGAUGGCAGUGAGGGGGAGGUCCUUGUAGGGAUCUACCAUAACAACAUCACCUCUCACCUCUACAUAUCCGAUGCGACUGGAACUAGCUACUCCCUCUCUCUGGACUACAUUGUACAAAGUGGUGGGGAAAAUGGGAACCCAACCUUUGACGUCCAUUUGGUGGACGGUAUCAGAGGUGCUGUGCUGGCUAAUCGUAAGGUACCUGGUGACAGCUUUGGUGGCACCCUCAUCAGCCACAACAAGGGAGGGCAAUGGUCCCCCCUCCAAGCACCAGCAGUAGACAGGAAUGGACUACCCACUAGCUGCUUCCCGCCAGGGUGUUCUCUGCAUGUGCGGAUGGAGACUGAUGUUGAGAAUGGCUACCAGUCCAUCCUGUCACAAGACACUGCUGUGGGUCUAAUCAUGGCUGCCGGCAACCUUGGCACUGGCUUCUCUACUGCUGCUAAUUCGAGAAUCUACUUAUCAAGAGACGGUGGCUUUACGUGGGCAGAGGUGGAGAGCGGAAAUUGGGAGUUCCAGUUUCUUGCUCUCGGCUCGAUCAUUGUCAUGGUAAAUAAGCGAAUCCUCGUGGAUGAUUUCAAGUGGUCAUGUGAUGAAGGAGCUACCUGGAUGACCAAUAAGCUGGAGAAGGAUGUGCCCUUGCCUCGAGUUGCUGUGAUUGGAAUGAAGACUGAGAUUGGAGAGAAACCAAGACUAGUCUCAGUGUUUGGUGUCGACUUCUACCAAUAUCUCGCCAAUGACCUGGUGUUUGAGUGGCUUGUAUUCACACUCAACUUCACGUCUGUAGUCCCGAGACAAUGUGACACCUUCGACUACUUUGAAUGGAUCCCAACGGACGAUCGACUGAGUGAGAGCUGUCUCUUAGGGGAGGUGGUCCUCUAUGAGCGGAGAAAUGGGUCAGCCUGCUGCUAUGUGGAUCCAGACUACCAGAAACCAGUGAACACCUCACGUUGUCGAUGCUCCCUUGAAGACUUUGAAUGUGAUUUAGGUUUUGCUCGGCAGACUCUGAACAGUCCCUGCACAGCGGUGCCUGGACACGUCUACCCUCCCCCAGCACCAAUCAUCUGUCCUGAGAGCAACAACUACACCUACUCAUCAGGAUACCGUAAGAUUCCUGGAGACAAGUGUGAGGAGGAGAACAUCAAUGUUGAUUUCCUACUCCCCCAAACAGCCCCCUGUCCACUUCGUGCUGCAGGAGGGUUGUCCAUUGACUUCCCUGAAUCUAUCCGACCAGAUGAGCCAGUAACCUUCACACUCUCACAAUCAAGGGGGAGCAAGCUCUCAACUGUCUAUGUGUGGAGCUUUGGUGAUUCCACUCCAUUGCUUCAAAAUGUUAGCCUCAUCUCGGCCCAGACACAGCAGCACAGCUUUGCCUCUCCUGGUAUGUAUAGGGUCACAGUGAGCACAAGGAAUGACGCAGGACUGUCUGAAAUAAGCGUAUCUGUAACAGUACUGGAUACUCUCAUCGGGUUCUCCGUGGGUUACCCCUCAGAGCUGUACAUUGACGACAGUGUGCCCAUUGGAUUCUACAUACGGUUUACAGUCAGCAUCAGCACGCAGUUUGGUACUAGACAUCUCGGAGAAGUGCCGUUUGAGCUAGCAUGGGACUUUGGUGAUGGAACUAACUUCACGGCUGGCCCUCAGGCAAUAGUCGGGCACGUCUACGAGAGCCCUGGCAACUACACUGUGUCCACUAGUCUAACGGCCGUGUUCUCCAACGUUGAAAAAAUAAAAACCAAGUCUAUUCGUACAUAUGCAGCUGCUACUAAUGUGAACAUCACGAGUGAUGCUCUCAUCAUAAAAGAGGGAAUUGCUUUCACUCAAGUCGGACAAUACAUCGAUUUCCAAGUGUCACCACCGUCCUUCACUGAAAUACCACCACAGACUGCAUUCUCCUGGCUAGUGCAACGUCCUCGUCAAUCAAGUAGUGAGACUGUCGGGACCGAGCGAACAAUCUCGUACCAGUUCUCAACAUGGGGGCAGUACGUGGUCACAAUGCGUGGCUCCUAUCUGGCUACAGGAUCAGUGCAGGGAGUCAUCAGUGUCUACGCUCAAAAUAACAUCACAGUGGUUGCCCCAUCCAAGCAGACUGCUCGAUCAGGACAACUGAUAACACUCAAUCUUAUUCUACAAAACAGUCAAAACUCUCCCUAUCAGGGGCCGAUCAAAGUGACCCUUGAGUCUCCCACUGGUUCUAGACUGGCCAACUAUCAUUCCAUCAUCUCAGAUGAUGCAGAGAUUAAGCUUCACUUCACUAUGAAGCAGCCUGGAUCAACCGAUGCCAUACUGAGAGCAUCAAAUGACGUAUCUAAAUACAUGAACAACUUGAAACUCAUUGUUGUUGGGUCUGGACAAUUCGGAGCUAUCACGAUUCUAUUUGAUGCUGACAAACUCCCCUCCAACUACAACACUCCUGAGUGGCAGGAGAAGCUCUCCUAUUCUCUAAGGCAAUUCAUUGCCAUGAAGUUCGAUGGAGAUGCGUCACUGAUCGAGGUUGUGGGAGUGUCCACAAUAGUCAGGACUGACUCACGUAAGAGGUCCCCCGGCAUGUUCCUGGCUUUGGAUGUUAACCUGCUCCCUGCUGACUAUACAGAGCAAGCUUUUCAGGACACUAUGCAGAUGGCCGACAAGGUGCUGGCAGACAUUGCUGAUGAGGCAUUCACAUUCAAUGUUGAUGAUGUUGUGUUGACUGCCGACAGCGCCGUCAAUCGGAACGAUAACGACCGCUCUGGCCCAGAACCAGUUUCUAGUAACCCUCUGGUUGACAUUGUCCUGGCAGUAGUAUUCACAAUCAUCCUAGUCGCUGUUAUCGUGGUCGUGGUGAUUAUCAGUGUCUACUGCUACAGGAGGAACAAGCAGCUGCAGAUGAAGUACUCUAUGAUGGAAGAGCCUAGAGACGGGAAUCUGAGCUUCAAUGAAGCGUUCGGAGAAUCUGCCGACACCAAGGAGAGUGGAAAUGAGUGAUAACUGUUCAAGAACUUAUUUUGGCAUGUUGUGUUACCAUUGUACACAGGUGUGCUAUUCGUGUCAUGUAUAUAGAUUAGAUAUUUCAAAUGAAAAAGAUCACAAUAAAAUUUUAA
Molecule: messenger RNA, 4196 nt
Organism: Halichondria panicea
Lineage: Eukaryota; Metazoa; Porifera; Demospongiae; Suberitida; Halichondriidae
Product: VPS10 domain-containing receptor SorCS2-like
Exons: 21
Coding region: 61-4080 (1339 amino acids)
Biological process (GO): post-Golgi vesicle-mediated transport
Cellular component (GO): Golgi apparatus; membrane
Molecular function (GO): protein binding
Source: RefSeq, a predicted model, not a curated record